Molecule: messenger RNA, 1186 nt
Organism: Nycticebus coucang (slow loris)
Lineage: Eukaryota; Metazoa; Chordata; Mammalia; Primates; Lorisidae
Gene: P2RY4
Product: pyrimidinergic receptor P2Y4
Exons: 1
Coding region: 37-1140 (367 amino acids)
Biological process (GO): transepithelial chloride transport; G protein-coupled receptor signaling pathway
Cellular component (GO): plasma membrane
Molecular function (GO): G protein-coupled UTP receptor activity; G protein-coupled purinergic nucleotide receptor activity
Source: RefSeq, a predicted model, not a curated record
ACCUUUACGUCUGCCCUCUCCCUCCCUAGGUGGGCCAUGGCCAGUGCAGAGUCAUUGCUGUUGACAUCCCCAGGCCCCAGCCCAGGUCCUGGCCACAGUGAAGUAGAGCUGGACUGCUGGUUUAACGAGGAUUUCAAGUUCAUCCUGCUGCCUGUGAGCUAUACAAUUGUCUUCGUGUUGGGUCUGGGACUCAAUGCCCUGACCCUCUGGCUCUUUCUCUUUCGGCUCAGACCCUGGAAUGCAAUGGCCACCUAUAUGUUCCACUUAGCAUUGUCAGAUACUUUGUAUGUGCUGUCAUUGCCCACCCUCAUCUAUUACUAUGCUGCCCGCAACCACUGGCCCUUUGGCACUGGAUUCUGCAAGUUUGUCCGCUUUCUCUUCUAUUGGAACCUUUACUGCAGUGUCCUUUUCCUCACCUGCAUCAGUGUGCACCGCUACCUGGGCAUCUGCCACCCACUGUGGGCACUACGCUGGGGCCGUUCUGGCCAUGCAAGCCUUCUCUGCCUGACAGUUUGGUUGGUUGUAGCCAGCUGCCUCGUGCCCAACCUGUUCUUUGUCACAACCAGCACCAAAGGGGCCACUAUCCUAUGCCAUGACACCACUCGACCUGAGGAGUUUGACCACUAUGUGCAUUUCAGCUCGGCAGUCAUGGGGCUGCUCUUUGGGGUGCCCUGCAUGAUCACCCUUGUCUGCUAUGGGCUCAUGGCCUGGCGCCUGUAUCGGCCUUUACCAGGUGCUGCCCAGUCAUCUUCUCGUCUCCGUUCUCUCCGUACCAUCGCGAUAGUGCUGACUGUUUUUGCCGUCUGCUUCGUGCCUUUCCACAUUACUCGCACCAUUUAUUACCUGGCUAGAUUGUUGGAAGCUGACUGCUGGGUGCUGAACAUUGUCAAUGUCGUCUAUAAAGUGACUCGCCCCCUGGCCAGUGCCAACAGCUGCCUAGAUCCUGUGCUCUACUUGCUCACUGGGGACAAGUAUCGACGUCAGCUCAAACAGCUCUGCAGAAGAGGCAGGACCCAGCCUCUCACAGCUGCCUCCUCCUUGGCGCUGGUGUCCUUGCCUGAGGACAGCAGCUGUAGAUGGGCAGCCACAUGCCUGGACAGUAGCUGCCGUCACCCUAGGGCAGAUAGGUUGCAACGCUGAAAGCUGGGAAGUGAGGGAAAAAGGGGUGAGUGCAGGGCAGAGGUAA